This is a messenger RNA of Penicillium arizonense, 1941 nucleotides long. RefSeq names its product RanGTP-binding protein. Bases 1 to 1941 code for a protein of 646 amino acids. Gene Ontology annotation, cellular component: cytoplasm; nucleus. The record is from RefSeq and is a predicted model, not a curated record. NCBI's taxonomy places the organism in Eukaryota, Fungi, Ascomycota, Eurotiomycetes, Eurotiales, Aspergillaceae. Gene Ontology annotation, molecular function: GTPase regulator activity. The transcript is spliced from 6 exons.
AUGGAUACAUUCCUUACCGGGCUUACCCGGCAAGCGAUGAAUUAUGCGAUUCGCUCGGGAAUUGCGAUUACGGCGAGCUAUGCGAUGCGCCAGUCGUCGCGCUUGCUGAAGAAUGUCAGUAGCGAAGAGCGUGAUGAGCUGCUUUCGCUGCAGCAACGUCUAGAGAGCAAAAUACAAGUUAUCUCUCCAUCUAUCGACAUGAUUGAGUUGAUUGCUGCUCGAGGAAAUACUUCACUUGAAUCUGCAGUCGCCCUCACCAAAUCUCUGCGAUGGGACAUCCAGGCUCUGGGACAACGUCUAGCAAAGGCCGCCGCAUCGGAAGAAUUGAUUCGAAAGGGGGCUAAGCCCAAAGAUCGUGCACAGAGCGAAGCAGAAAUCAAGUUCAUUGUCAAGGACAUCAAAAAGCUGUUAGCUCGGAUUGAAGAUGCGGUGCCACUCAUGAAUCUGGCAAUUACUACAUCCGGGGCCAAGCUGUCGACAAACUUGCCGGCAACAGUAUCACCUUCCCGACUUCUUCAGGCGAGCACAUUCCUCACCGCAGGAGACACACAAUACUCGAUGUCUCCAUCGCAGGCAGUACAGGUUGGGCCGACAUUCACCCUGUCAAUGUACAUGCUAUUUGCCAGCCAUUUACGACCUCACGACGAAGAAUCUGUCCGUGAAGCAACAUGGAAAGAAGUCAUGCACAAGGCACGAUUGAAACUGCGGCGUGUUCCAAUAGAUUCAUUGCAAUCUCCAGAAGAACGCAAACGAGCAAAACUCCCUGGGCCGGCCGGAGCUGACGAAUACAUAUACCAAGUCCUCAUAAUUGAAGACCUCGAAGAUGGUAGAGUGCACACAUUUGACGAGAAUGAUCCACAGCCCAAGAACUACGAGGGCAUUUCCCAAGCUGGAAUUCGGGAAAUUUUGCCUAUUCAUCAAAUUUCCAAGAUAUUUUAUGCCGAUACUGGUAGAAUCCUCAACAUCAGCACCGAAGGCGAGACGAACAACCCAAUACUCCUUCUGAAGCGUGACUUGAAUGCUCUUCCCCCGCGCCGCAUGAUGGAACGGGAGGAGGUAGAGGACGAGUACCCUCCAGCUGAAUUCGAUGAAGAAGCAGAGGACGAGGAGCAAGCCCUACUCGAUGCACAAUUGAAUGGAGAAAGUGAGUCAGCAAACGAGAGCUUCACUUCUCUCCAUCAAGACUCCAUACCCGAAGAAUGGCGCCUGCCACCUGGACUGGAUCCAGAAUGGAUCGCAUUCGAAGUCUACAACGAGGACGAAUCCUCUGAUACCGAAUCAGAAGCCGAAAACAAUGACUCUACAAACGGGCCCUCAAUCGACCCAAAUAUGAUGGCCAAGCUAUCAAUCAAUGACCAGAGCCACUCAUCCCCCUCUCCUUCCCGCCAAAGAUACACAUCGCCAUCGGCCACAGGAACAACCACAGUCACAAACCCUCACUUUGAAAACAUCCGCACCUCCCUCUCCCUCCUGGAAACUCUCCUCCGCCUGACCUCCCUCCAGCAAUUCCAGCAACAAUCCCACCUCUCCAUCAGCGACGAACUCCUCAAUUUCUUCCUGGAAGAAUCCUCCACAACAGGCGCCGGAGGCGACGAACAGCACCGCCAACGCCUCCGCAAUGAAGCCCGCCGCCGCGUUGGCUGGGAUCCUUACAACGAAAGCCCUGUCAAGCAUCGUGGUGAAGAUUAUCAGUAUGGCUGGGAGGCUGGUAGUCCCUAUGGCUAUGCCCGUGAUGGAGCUGAACCUUACUCGCCUAUGGGCAGAGAGCAGGGCCUCCAUCUUCGUUCUAGAGAGGGGACACCAGAGACUCCCGUGCGAAAGGGUUCGCCUGGCGUUCGUCCCAGUGGUCUGCGUGGUAUGACGCCGGCAUAUUCCCAGUCACCUCUUGGUAAGAAGCGAUCACCGAAGGAGGGAGAUCCGGGGUCCGGGACGGCGGAAUGA